ACUCAUUAAUCUAAACACCAGCCACCAGCUAUUAUUAUAGUAAAAUUAUAGUAAAAUUAACUGCACAGUUAUUGUACAUGUUAUUUGUCUGAUGUUUGCAUGAAAAAUUCUCUAAAAGGCACCAAUAACACAAACGCGGCCAAGAGGUCAAAUUCAGUGACUCAUAUUAGCUGAGUUGAAGCCUAGCAGGCAGCUAGGUAUGAUUUAAGGUAUUCACAUCCUUAAUUAUGCACAACUUAAACUUUAAAGUUGUCACAAACAGAAAUAUAAGCUACAGAGACAGCUAGCAGCAAAAACAGCAUUUUUGUACCAGGCUGUAAUAAUGUUUAUUUCUGGAGUAAGAUUUAGAAUUUUAACAUGGGUUGUUAUGGAGAUAAUGUUGACUUUUAGAGCCUCAAGCGGCCAUUCGAGGAACUGCACUUUGUAGUGCUUCAGGGGUAGCUUUCCUUUUCAGCCCUGAGGGUUGCCACUUUAGAUAUGCUAUAGGAAACAAAAAACAUGCAAUUUAAUUUCUGGUUCACGCAACCAAAACAAAAACAAAAACAAACAAACUGAUGUUAUUUGUGUGAUUGCUGCUUAUUUAGUCAUAUUGUCAUUGUACCGUAUGAUGAAGACAACAUGUUUCUCAUUGGAAAUGAUUCACUGGAAUCAUACAUGUCAACAUGGUGAUGACUUCCAUUUCACCAAGAACUACUAUUACUUUUUAUUUAAUUCCUUUAUAGUCUUCACUAUAGGUAUUCUACAGUCUACACAGACAUGUGACAGACAGUAGUUCUAGUUCUUAAAAAUAAUAAUAAACAUUGAAGAUGAACCAAAAUCAGAUGAAUCAAUCUGAGUUAGUGUUUCUUCUAAGCAGAGAGUUUUGUAGACACGAACAACAUCAAAGAGGCUAAUGUAGCACAUGACCAGUUAUGUCAGUAAUCUGUCAUUUGUCCAGUUUCUCUGGUUCUGUGUUUCGCAGUCAUGUUUGAUGAUGAAUGACUGUAGAAGCAGGGACAUCCCUGCUGCACCUUGGCUCUGUCUUCAUGCACUCAAACAAUCUCUAAACAGUAGUUGUAUGCCUAAAGUUGUGAUUUGACCCACAUUGUUACGUGUGACUGUGACAUUGGUAGUCCCUGGCCCAGCUGUGAGCAGUGGGCUGGUCUAAUGCUGUUAUAUAAUACUGAAUGAAGCUCUGAUCAGUUGCAUAAGCCAGUUAUAGGCUCAUGCUCUCAUUGGGGGCUCACCACACUCCUCUGUCUGUUGUGGUUAGGUAUUCUUGGCCCUGCCCUGGGGAACCUUCUUCAUAAUCAUAAUCAUCAACACCAAUCACACCACUCCUCCUUGGAGGGCUUGAAGCAACCAGGCAGAAAAACAAGCUAAAUGGAGCCCUGUUUGUGAAGGGCAGCCCCAGUAGUCUUCAUUAGAUGGCUGUAUGAUGUUGAUGUCACACAUGUUAUCACAGGUUUAAGAGUGUGAGGACAAAACGAUGCCAGGUUGCAUCUCACAUGGAACAUGAUGACAGUGUUACUAGAGAGCAGAAUACAUUUUAAAUUUGAAUUCUCAAAUCAAUAAAAUAAAUUCAGGACUCUAAUAGUUGUUGAAUAAUGGAUGAGUGCCACUCUUGAUGAAUCUAACGAGAGCACGUCAUGCUUGGCUGAUGUGAUUCCUCUUUUAUUUGUACUUCAUCUUAUACGCAUUAUUUUCAUUCAUUUCAGUCUCCUGAUACUAUAAAUGUUGUUUAAAAGACUGCCGUACACAAACAAAGCCAGACUUCACUGUGAAAAACAGUGUACAACCUGUUAGUCAAACUGAUGAAGACGAGAUGACAUGGAUGACUAAGUCUAAAAAUGCAUACACGUUAGAUUAGGGGAAAGAUUUUGAAGUUGUCCUUUUGUUUCUAUUUCUAAUGCUACUCUCAGGGGGCGGGGUCUCGUGGUAGUGCGCGUGGGAUUUGGCUGCGGCAUGUCACGCGCCCUGGCAGUGUCAAGCUAUACUAAUUACGACAUCAACCACAAUUAAGACAAUUUUAUCUUCAGAAUAAUUGCGCAGAACGGACAACCUUUUUAUUAACAUACCUGCUCAUUCAUUCUAAUUGUAUUCCUGACACAUUAUGUAACCUUAGCAGUUGUUGCAAUUGUUAAGAUAAGUGAUAUUUUUUUUAAGCUACUUUGUUGUUUGUUUCUCAGUGUGUGUGUAUUAUUGUCUCCGCACAUACGUUUGUAUUUUAUUCAAAGUGAACGGGUCCUUUUAUUAUUACAAACAAUGGUUACGUAGCUACAGCCAUUGCCCUUUGUUGAAAAAGUUGUAACCGGAAAUGCUAUAUGUUUACCGUACAUUGACAGUAAUGAUGCUAGCGCGGUGGCAAAUUGCACCAUCAGUUUUCAGGAUUUAUUCCGUCCCGCUACCACUAGAGCAUCUAGAGUGGACCACUCACGUUUUCAGUCGAUUUUUAUGUUGAGGAGACUGAAGAAUCGUGUAAUCAGCUAAAUCAACUGAGCAUCCGAGUGUGUGGCAGCAAGACUGACUGAGUUCAUCAUGAUGAGAUGGUCAACAUGGCAGAGGAUUUCCUCCACAGCACAUGACAUAUCACAGCCGCAUCCUCUGAUGCCACUGCUCUGCAUUUGAUGGCAUCAUUCUGCUGUCACGCAAUAAAGUGUAUGCAAAACAAGUGAAAAUUAUGCAGCAUGAUAGUCAUCUAAAGUGGAUAUAAUCCGAUAGAAUUCUUUCACAUUCAACCUAUUAUUCAGUUAAUGAUUUGGCUUGAACUCUGUAGCCUGGCACAGGCGGACACAUCCCACUUGUCUACCUGAGGCUGUCUUUCCAUUUUAUGGAGGCCUUGCAUAAUUGUCUGAAGACGGGGGAGCAGUCCGGAGGUCAAGAGCUUUGUCAACCAGAGUCUCAUCACCGAGGCCCGCAACCUAAGUCUCCCUCCCAGCCCAGUCAGCAACAGCAAACUGGCUCCCCAAAGUCCCAUGGCACACUACAGCAGCCCAAACAAUCCAGAAGACAGCAUCCUGAACGUAAACGUCUCAGGUACCAGCGACAGAGCAUUGACUCAGAUGCUGCACUGGAACACAAACAUGAGGCAACAAAGGCAACCACAGUCUCUAGUUUGUCACCAGGAGUUCCACCUUCCUCAACAGGUAGCCCCAACCAGUCUAAACCAGAAACCCAGGAGGGCACCCCGAAACAGAAACGUGAGCGUAAGCCUCAGAGACCAGGCAAAUAUGUCUGCACUUACUGUGGCCGUGCAUGUGCAAAGCCUAGUGUCCUACAGAAGCAUAUUCGCUCGCACACAGGUGAAAGACCCUAUCCCUGCGCCCCAUGUGGCUUCUCUUUUAAGACCAAGAGUAACCUGUACAAACACCGCAAAUCGCAUACACAUAGGGUGAAGGCAGGUCUGGCACUCGGAGAGCCAAGAUCUUUAGAAGAGCAAGUAACUGAGUCAGAAGAUGAAACUAGACAUCUAUCAACAGCAUCUUCUCAUACAGAAACACAAAGCAAUGUAACCUCAGUCAAGAGUCAUGAAGCAGACAGGGUCAAAGAUUGCACUGGAGGAAGCGAUGACUCCUAUGCAGUGAAAAAGCGACUGGCCCUGCGUCUAAGUAGAGGAAAACAUGGUCCUCGAGACUCAUCUGAUGAAAAGACCUCAUCUCUAGUUUUAGGGAGUAAAGGCAGCACAGAAUCUGGCUAUUUCUCCCGCUCUGAAAGUACUGAGCAGUCACAGGACAGCCCCCCGAACACAAGUGCCAAAAGCUAUGCAGAGAUCAUCCUCGGAAAGUAUGGACGUCUGGGACACCUACAGAGGAUGCCUCAGCACCAUAACCAGCAGCCCUCCGGUCAAGAGGACAAAACUAUCCCAUUCACAGUUCCCAAGAAGCAGGUCAUCGACCAUAUCACCAAACUCAUCACUAUCAACGAGGCAGUGGUGGACACCAGUAAAAUUGACAGUGUGAAACCGAGAAGAUUCUCACUAUCCAGAAAGAACAGUUCAGAGUCCCAGAAGAGUUCAUCUAUGAAAGAACCACUUAUUCAUAAUCCUAAAGCUGGAGAUCUGGGCUAUAAAAACAGUGGUUCCAUCACCAUGGGAGUUCCAUGUGAAAAAUUUCAUCAUCCAUCCCCAAAUGUGGAGCAGCCAGCUGGCCAAACGUCAGCUCCUCUGGUGAGAAGUCACUCGAUGCCAUCUGCAGCAAGAUCAUUUGAUGCCUCCAGUGGGGGCCCCAGUAAAUUCCGCCUAAGUCAGUCUUUUGACGAACGAAAGCCUUCAGAGAGGCAGGCAUCCCGUCGUUAUGGGAUGCUAAGACGACAGCCAGCUAUUGAAAUCCCACUUGGUGCCGAGAUUACAAAAGAGGAGCAUGAGGGUUCUCAUUCAUUUUACUCUGACAGCAUAACCACUGUGCCUGACCACAAGCAAAGUCAACCACAGCCUUAUGAGUGUGAGGCCUGUGGCACUGGAUGCAAAGAUUGGGAAGGUUAUAAGAAGCACAAGCAAAGCCUGUGCUUGGUACAUCAUCCCAGAAAUGAAGUGGUAAUUAGUCAAAUGGAGUGCUCACAGUUAAUUAACCAUGCAGUCAGAGCAGGAGGUUCAGCAGUGCGCAAGAGAAGGAAAGAGGACAGUUUUGAAUUUGAUGACCCCUCUUCUCCUUCGUUGCCCUCUCCUGCUCUCUUUUCAGGACAGUGUAAAGAUGAAAGCGGUGUAGUUUAUGACAGUCCCAGAAGACCUACACUGCAAACCUGUUCAGUCAUUCAACAUACUAGUUCAUUUGAAAAACAAGAAUCCUCAUGCAAUGAAAAUCAAGGCACUGAGGCAACAAAUAAUUCUCCACCUCAUGAACAGUAUCACCUGGUGCCUCAGAAACAGCCCCAACCAGAAUCGACAAAACUAACCAAUCGAAAACUGGUCCGCCAGCACAGUGUGCAGGUACCAGAAAUACUGGUCACAGAAGAUUCCAACACAAGCACGGCAACCUCAGUAGAGCCAAACUCCACAGGAAAACAUUCAGAGAAACCUGAUGAAUUUCAGUGGCCACAGAGAAGCCCAUCUCUGUCCCAGCUUCCUAUUGAAAAGCUUCCUCCAAAAAAGAAGCGUUUACGUCUAGCUGAGGCUGCCCAGUCCUCUGGAGAAUCUAGUUUUGAUUCUAUAUCCCUGCCCCGCAGUCCUAGUCAGGACAGUAGUGCAUCUUAUGCAUCCAGUCGCUCCACAUCUUUUGAAGAGUCAAAUAGACUAGACAUGGAAAUAGCAACAUCAACACCACUGCGAAAAUCAAGAGCUCCUCACAUGUUGACUGUACCUGGGGUGCAUCAACAUAGAGAGAUGAGGCGCUCAGCGUCCGAACAGGCGCCUCAUGACCCACAACCAAAUGUCCUAAUGGCUGAGACCCGUAGUAAGUCUUUUGACUACAGUUGUUUGUCCCCUGAGCGCUCUGCAGUUGGUUGGAGGGAAAGAAGAAAGUGUCUCCUUAUGAGACACACUGCUAUCAGAGAUCCAGAUGAGGAAGAGGAGGAACAGUGUACCAUACCAAGACGUAGUCCUGAACAUGUCAGCCCUAACACAUCUUCUCAAGCAAGCCCAACUUCUGUGUACUGCAGCAGGUCCUCCACUUCUCCUUUAUCAAGUGAGACAGUCUUGCACAAUCCAGUAGGAUUACAACCCAAAGAGAUUUUCUCUCGGUGGAAACUCAGUCAAAAUGUUCAUUUGACAGGCAGCACAGAAACCUCCUUUACUCAGUGUACAUCUGUAGAUCCCGUAAAAGAAGAAGUCUCAUACAUUCCUGCAGGGCAGCCCCCUCCUCAAACACCACAGCCCUAUUCUACACAUGGACCAUCAGGUGCAGCCAGAGCUCACUACCUCCCCAUGUCUACAGGUCUGAAGCUAGAGAUUCCUUUACCACAUGAUAAUUAUUCAGAGGUUCAAGUAAGUCACUCCAACAUUCAGCACCCUGUCCCUCACAUCACAUCCAGCUUAGAAUUACUGAGGCCAGUCACAUCUCAAGCAGUAGCAGUGCGUCUCCAAACAGACACCCUCACCUUAGCAUGUGCCAUAUACACCACAAUGUCUCAGUCCACUUCCCCCAGGCCCCAGGAGAAGGUUGAUGCUGUUUCAUCCAAUAUAGGCAUUGCAACAGAGUACAGUGACCAUAGGGACAUAAGUACAGACCUUCAUUUGUGGUCUGAAGAUGGCCUGAGGAUAUCAGGUUCAGGUGGCAACAAGCGCAUGCUUUCUCCUUCAAACAGUAUAGAGAUCCACCCUGAAUCACAGCAGCAGCAGAAACGAGUAAAAGAAGAGGAAAGGGAGGUGGAUUGUGUUAGCAAGGCAUCAGUGGACACAUCCAAUCAGGAACUCAAAGGAGAGAAACAGUCAUGUCUACCCAGUGUUUGUUCUCCUAUCACACAUGUUGGGCCAUCAUUCCCCAGUCUGCUUUCCAGCACCUGUAAUAGCUGGUGCUAUUUGAACUACAUAAAACCAAACCCUUCUACUCUGGAUGAACAGAAGCCCUCAGUGUAUUCAUCGUGGUCCACUAGUGGCUAUGACCCCAACCCCCCUGGCCUCUCCAGCAAGACAGCUCUGUCUCUGCUACACUGUAAGCAGAGGCUCAGUCCCUCCAUCUACACUGUAUCCCCCAUGUCAGUCAGGACAGCUGAGGCAGUCGAGCAAGAGGGCAACAAAAGACCACGCUCCGCUGAGGUCUCCAACAGCCAGUCAUACUGCAGAGAUAAUGAGCAUACCGGGACGGAACAGCAGUCAGCAGAUGACAACAGGUCAAACCGAAAAGAAGGGACGGAAGAAGAGAAGAGGAAGGAGGAAGAAGUUCAGUCAUGCUCCAGAAAGAAACAACCUCCCGAAGUCUGGAGUUCUGAGCGAGGAUCAAAUGAGAAAUAUGCUAUCGUGCAUGGCGGAGGGAGAGGGAAGAGCCCAUGUGAGGACUGUGGACUCCACUCCAAAAAUACCAAUGUGCUGCAAAAAUGCACCCAUUGCAUCACAGAAUCACCACCGUGUAACUGCAAACACCGCAACGUUUCUUUCAAAGCCAAAGAAAGCCUUGCUGAACACCUGAGAUCUAAGGCUCAUGGAAAAGAAUGCUGUUGUUACCCAGAUGGCACAGAUCAAGGGGUAUGUGAAGAACCUUCAGUUCACCCAGAUAAAGUAAAAGAUCAUCAGUACUCUGAUCAGGGGAAAACUGGACAUGACAAUGAUGACAAUGUAAAGGACAAGGACUGCGGACAGGAUAAAGACAACAGGUCCAAGGUGUCUGAAAGCUUUCACACCACCUCCUUUGGUAGUGAGAAAUCUCAGCCAGGAGGGCAACUAAUGGAGCCUGAACCCAGCCAGUCUGCCUCCCUUCCCCCCAAGGAUUCUACUCAGAAGAAGUCGGCCAGUGCCAGGAGGGCCCUAUUUGCCCGCAGACGCCUUGAUGCUUCAGCAUCGGCAUCCUCCGGAGGCCCCCCUUCACCAAAUACUCCAUCCCUGAUCACACAGAAGGAGACGUCUCCAUCCUGCAGCCCGUCCCCCCGGCCACCCCAGUCCUCUGCUCCCCCUUCCACACUCUCCCCAUCCGGUUGUCAUGUCUCCACCUCCACUCUGAGAACAGUCUCCCCUGUUAGAGGUCUUUCUCCCAUAAUACUCCAGUCCCGCAGGUCUGAGUCUUUCAGGCCUCCAGGAUCCUUGGAGGACACCUGUGCUCAGUGUCACACCUGUCUUCACCCAAGAGACCGACCGUCUACAGCAAGAUCGUCUGUGGAUGAGGUUGGUCUGACCCACAUCAGCCCACAUCCCACGCGCCCUCGGGGAGUCCACAACCUCCUGAGUCACCUCCCUCUGCACUCCCAGCAGCCAAGCCGGGCCGCAAACCUCCUGAUUCCCAUCGGGGGGAUUCACAUGAUUCAGCCCAGGUCCCUGCUUCCGCUGUACAGCCUGGUGAGCAGCCCCACAGCUCACCCUGCAGGGACAUCCUGGAGACUAAGUGACACUCGGAAGGGGGGGUCUUCUCUGCUGCAGCGCCAGGAUACUCUCAAAGAGACGUCGCCCAGCAGUCCAGCCAGCCCAUUACGGGGAAUGUCUGGAAGCAGCCGAUCGGACACUCUAGUACACGGAAAGAGUCAGGGAUGCUUCAGUGUUCAACAAUCGUCGAGUCCCGGGACAGAGACCAGGCGUCCAGAGGUAAACACAGAUGUCACAGAGAGGUGUGUUUACCCCGAGACCACCCAAGGCCAAAAAAAGGCUCCUUCCUCCCAGACACAACUCUGAAAGGAGGGAGAGUCUGAAGGGACAGUGCAAAAGUCUAAAAACCAGAGUCUGUUGUAAAAACACAGCAUUGGUUUGGAGACUGAAAACAAAAAGCAAGAGCACUUCAGCACCGCUUCUGAAUGACGCUAUAAUGUAAUUAUAUGAAUAAUAUAUAUAGAUACUAUGUUAGAUAUGCAGUAAGUUUUGUAAAUCUUUUUUUACCCUCUUGUUUGAUGUCAUCGGUGUUAAUUUAUUUAUGUGCUAUUAUGCAAAUUCUGUACUAUAUGCAAAAGCAGCUGGAAUGAAAAUAGACAAAGUUUUAAUCAGUUUCCCUGUUAACCCCUUGGACAGCUCUAAUAUAAUAUUGCUGUGUUAAUGUACUGUAUUACCAAAAUGGAUAUAGAAAGGUACUACAAAUAUUUAUUCACCCCGACCAGUAUUUUGAAGUGCAAUUUUAUGUCAAGAUUGUGGUUUGAAAUGUCAUUCUUAAAGGCUGUGAUUAUUAUUAUUAUUAUUAUUAUUAUUAUUGUUAUUAUUAUUUGUCAGUUUUAUUUUGUUGUCGUUGUUGUCUUUGUUUGUGUUCGAAGAAGCAGGGUUAUGCUCACCUCCUUUUGUAAUGUCUUAAGGAAAAUAAGUUCCAGAUAAAGACAUUUGGAGUGCACUGACAAAUAAUUUGAUAUCCAGAGGAAACCUGUUUCACGUACAUGGUAGCUACAGUACCGUUUUUUUCAUAAAAAGAUACAUGUAUUUUUGUGUUGUUGCUUUUAUAAAUGAUACAAUCACUCUGUCAUUUUCAUGUUUACCAUUAAACUUCUCAUUUUUACAGAUUUAUAUUAAAACUAUGUUACACGUAUGGUUUUUUGAGUUUGUUAUUGGUUAUUUUUUUUUUUUUCAAAUGCUAACUUGAGAAAUGAAUAGAAAUCAAUGACUGCAUGAAAGGAAAACCACAUUUAAAAAAUGGGAAGACUGUAGCUGUUGACCCAUGAAAGUAGUUUUGGUCUUAUUUGCUCAUGUUUUCUGAUAACGAAGUCUCCAACAAAAUACAGUGAAGGUAA
Messenger RNA from Scatophagus argus, 9261 nucleotides. RefSeq names its product HIVEP zinc finger 3a (gene hivep3a). Gene Ontology annotation, biological process: regulation of transcription by RNA polymerase II. Lineage: Eukaryota; Metazoa; Chordata; Actinopteri; Scatophagidae. Gene Ontology annotation, cellular component: nucleus. Gene Ontology annotation, molecular function: RNA polymerase II cis-regulatory region sequence-specific DNA binding; DNA-binding transcription factor activity, RNA polymerase II-specific. The record is from RefSeq and is a predicted model, not a curated record.